Messenger RNA from Drosophila elegans, 487 nucleotides. It is a transcript of the gene Acbp6, whose product is annotated as acyl-CoA-binding protein. NCBI's taxonomy places the organism in Eukaryota, Metazoa, Arthropoda, Insecta, Diptera, Drosophilidae. Gene Ontology annotation, biological process: fatty acid metabolic process. Gene Ontology annotation, molecular function: long-chain fatty acyl-CoA binding. The record is from RefSeq and is a predicted model, not a curated record. The transcript has 2 exons. The coding region runs from base 38 to 349 and encodes 103 amino acids.
UUAGCGAAAGGUGUGAGCCAUGUUUGCCAAUAUAUAAAUGGUGUUCACGACCAAGUCCGCACAGAUUGUUUUUGUUUACCGAAACCGACUAGCUGCCAACAUGCCCACCUUUGAGGAGAUCGUCGAGAAGGCCAAGAGCUUCAAGAACCUGCCCACCAAGGAGGAGUUCCUCGAGUUCUACGGCUACUACAAGCAGGCCACCGUCGGCGACUGCAACAUCGAUGAGCCGGAGGACGAGGAGAAGAAGGCCCGCUACAAUGCCUGGAAGAGCAAGGCCGGUCUGACCGCCGACGAUGCCAAGGCCUACUACAUCGAGGUCUACAAGAAGUACGCUCCCCAGUACGAAUAAGCGGUGCACUUUCAUCUCCAUCUGAGAACCCCUAGACUUAGACCCCUUCCUGUGACCCUUCUAGCGAUGCAUGUGGUUAGUUGUUGUAACUCUGUGUAUUUAUUGUAAAUUUAUAAUAAACCAAACACCUAUGCAUUU